This is a messenger RNA of Tripterygium wilfordii, 3628 nucleotides long. RefSeq names its product probable LRR receptor-like serine/threonine-protein kinase At3g47570. NCBI's taxonomy places the organism in Eukaryota, Viridiplantae, Streptophyta, Magnoliopsida, Celastrales, Celastraceae. The record is from RefSeq and is a predicted model, not a curated record. Gene Ontology annotation, molecular function: ATP binding; protein kinase activity; receptor serine/threonine kinase binding. The transcript has 3 exons. The coding region runs from base 130 to 3465 and encodes 1111 amino acids. Gene Ontology annotation, biological process: protein phosphorylation.
UUUCUUUGCCUUGCCGUCUGGAAAUUAUAAAUAAUUUGUCUAAAUCUCAUAUAUAACAUAGAAGAACUAAGCCUCAACCUACCUAUAACCUAUCCUUUAUUUUAAUUUUUCUUUUCCCAAUAAUUAACCAUGCUUUUCAAAGCGUUACUCUUUCUUUUGCACCUUCAAGUUCUAUUGAUUCUGCCAUUGGCGGCUUCUUUUGAUGAAGAAGCUCUUGUUGCUUUCAGUUCUGCAAUAACACAUGACCCCACCAACACAAUCAUGGGCAGUAACUGGAGUAGAGGAGCCGACUUCUGUGACUGGGUUGGGGUCACUUGUAGCAAACACAGGCAGAGAGUCACGGCACUGAAUUUUUCCAGCAUGGGACUGGAAGGCAAAAUAUCACCUUAUGUUGGAAACGUAUCCUUCCUGGUUUCUCUUGAUCUUUCUAACAACAAUUUUCAUGGUCACAUACCAUAUGAGCUCGGUCGUUUGCGUAGGCUUAACACACUUUUCCUACAAAUGAAUCGCUUGGAAGGAUCGAUACCUCAGAGUUUACAUUCAUGCUUUAAGCUUGAAGAGCUUUCCCUAGCACUAAACAUGUUAAGUGGUGGCAUACCAGAGGAGUUGGGCACUUUACAAAAUCUUCAUUCCCUCUAUCUAUCUGGAAACAAUCUCAAUGGCACCAUCCCAGUUUCCAUUGGAAAUAUGUCUGCGUUAAAGAUCUUUGCGCUGCCGGAGAACGGAUUUACAGGUUCAUUUCCAGUGUUCAUGUUUAACAUCUCCUAUAUUGAAUCUUUUAAUCUCCAAAACAACAGCUUCUCUGGCUAUCUUCCAGUUGAUAUUUGUCUCCACUGGCCUAGACUUGAGAAACUAUCCCUUGCUGACAACCAAUUUGUAGGCCAAAUUCCAUCUACUUUAUACCAUUGCACAGGAUUAACAAUGUUGGAUCUCUCCAGCAAUGCAUUGAAUGGAAGCGUGCCAACAGAACUCGGGACUCUGCAGAAGCUUAAGGCGCUUUAUCUGACAAGAAAUGGCUUGACUGGUACAAUUCCAACUUCUCUGGGAAACAUUUCGAGCCUAAUGAUGUUUUCAUUGGGCGAAAACAACAUUCAUGGAGGUAUUCCUGACGAGUUUGGCAAAUUGACAAGUUUGGAUUCUCUGGAUUUGCAGGACAAUUACCUCGUUGGUCCUAUACCUCAUUCAGUCUUCAACAUUUCCUCUCUCAGAAAUCUCGCGAUUGUGAACAAUAGCAUCUCGGGAGAUCUUCCGCUUGAUACAGGGCUUUGGCUUCCGAAUCUUGAAGGGAUUUAUUUUGCGUACAAUCAAAUUGGUGGAAGCAUUCCUACUUAUUUAUCAAACUCAUCGAAAUUGGUUCGUCUGGACAUAUCCUACAACAUGUUCAUUGGACCAGUACCUUCAAGUCUGGGAAAUUUACCUCAUCUUCGCAUCCUCGGUAUACAUCACAAUAGGCUGAUCAAAGACCCUGGAUUUGAGGAGCUGAGGUUUCUUACUGCACUAACAAAUUGUCGAUUCUUCGAAAGACUGAGCAUGGGGCAUAAUCGUCUUGACGGUGUCCUACCGUAUUCCAUUGGCAAUUUUUCAGAUUCUCUACAAAUGAUUUAUGCUUCUGGAAACCAGAUAGAAGGUCAAAUUCCAGAAUCAAUCGGUGCAUUAAGAAAUUUGAAUUUAUUGGAGUUGGGAGAUAACAACCUCAAAGGAACUAUUCCACCAACCAUUGGCAAUUUGCGAAGUUUACAAAGGUUGCAGCUCGAUAACAACAAGAUUGGAGGUUCUAUCCCUGAGGAAAUUUGUAACCUAAGAAACUUGGGAGAAUUGAGACUCUCAGGUAACAGGCUCAGUGGACCUAUUCCACAUUGCAUUGGAUCACUUAAUCGCCUUCAAGAGCUAUAUCUCAGCAAUAACUCAUUGACUUCAUCAAUUCCUACAAGUUUGUGGACCCUUGAAAACAUCAUUUUCCUGGAUUUAUCAAACAAUUCCUUAGGUGGGAAUCUAUCUUCAGAAAUGAAAGUGUCGAGAGUUUUGCAAGAGAUGGAUAUUUCUAGGAAUCAAAUCACAGGUAAAAUCCCAACUAUUCUCGGUGCCUUUGAAAGCUUAAGUUUUCUUGAUCUGUCAAAAAACUCAUUGCAUGAGACUAUUCCUGAGUCACUUGGUAACUUACAAUCACUGGAGUUCUUAGAUCUCUCCUACAACAAUAUAUCUGGUCUUAUUCCCAAGUCGCUCGAGUCACUCACUCAUCUCAAACAUCUGAAUCUAUCUUACAACGAUUUAUCAGGAGAGAUCCCAAGUGGAGGAAUUUUUGUAAACAUUACGGCAGAAUCUUUUCUGGCAAAUAAGGAGCUUUGCGGAGAAUUAUUACUCAACUCUUGCUCUCGACAAAAUUCCAACAUCAAACAAAUCUUGCUUAGGUACAUUGUUCCAAUUUUUGCAGCUAUGCUGAUCUUUGUUUGUCUUCUCUGCAUACUGAGAGCAUGCAAACACAAGAACAAAAGGAGUACUUCAAGUUCUCCGGAUUCGGUACAAAUACCUGAGCACAAAAUGAUUACAUAUCAUGAACUCCGUCGCGCUACAAACGACUUCUCUGAAGCCAAUCUGCUCGGUACUGGGAGUUAUGGUUCAGUCUAUAGGGGAAUGAUUUUUGAUGGUACAAUUGUUGCUGUAAAGAUUUUGAAUCCAAAAGUAGAGGGUGCAUUCAAAAGUUUUGAAGUAGAGUGUAAAGUCUUGCGAACAACUCGACAUAAGAAUCUUGUUAAGAUCAUCACUUCUUGCUCGAAUCUUGAGUUUAGAGCUUUAAUUAUGGAGUAUAUGUCAAAUGGAAGCCUUGAGAAGUGGUUGUACUCUGAAAACUGCAACUUGAAUCUCUUUCAGCGGAUCAACAUUAUGAUUGAUGUGGCAACGGCGUUAGAUUAUCUCCAUUAUGGUCAGUCAGAGCCAGUCAUACACUGCGAUCUAAAGCCCAGCAAUAUCUUGCUAGAUCAAGACAUGGUUGCACAUGUGGGUGACUUUGGCAUUGCGAAAAUCCUGGCAAAAGCUGACAAUGCAACGCAUACCAGGACGUUAGGCACCAUUGGCUAUGUUGCACCUGAAUAUGGCUUCGAGGGACGUGUUUCUGUAAAGGGCGACAUGUACAGCUUUGGGAUAAUGAUGCUGGAAAUAGUUACUGGGAAGAAACCCACAGAUGAAAUGUUUAUCGGAGAAACGAGCUUGAGACAAUGGGUUAACGCAUCAUUUCCUAAUGGGUUACUAGAUGUUGUUGAUUGUGUUUUAAAGCCAAAGGGAAACAACACCACAUAUAUUGACAUGGUACAAGAUACUAUCUUUUCCCUCUUGGAAAUGGGUCUCGAGUGUUCAAGAGAAAUACCAGAGGAAAGGAUGGAUGUCAAGGACAUAGUUGCCACGCUGACCCAGAUCAAGCUGAAGAUUCUACGCAACCGAAGAUAUCAUUUUCUGUUUCUUGCCUCAUGAAGGAUGCAUAGAUCGAUGUUAAGGAUGCAGAAAACUACUACUUUGUCUAAUGCUAUGUGCUUCUAUGAUGGCACUAAGCUUGGCUAACAAGGACUGGCAGUUUGGGUCUAACUCCAGGAACCAUCGAUCUACUGCAUCGAAGAAGCUCGUGGUUGGAGACUCG